UUAAUAUGCUAAAUCAAAAAUGGCUGAAACUCGUUGGACUGCGAAAGACGUGCCGUUUAAUAUGUGUUCUAUCGAAGGAUUAAUAUUGUAAAUAAACAUUAAUCAUCAGUGUUUAGUGUUAUUUGUCGUGUUUCGUCUCAGUGCAUGUUGUGUUUUUAUGUGCUCACUUUGUGAUAACACAUAUAUAAGUUUAAACAGUGUUUUGUGUCUUGUUUUCUCGAAGAAUAUCAACUUGUUAGCUGUUUUGGAUUUAUGUUUACUUGACUACGACUAUUUGAUAUUGAUGGCGUGGAACACUCAGUAAACUAAGAAACUAAUGCAAUAUUUAUCUACUUACCAAAAAUUUUAUACAUCAUGUACAUGGGCAAUAGCAGAGGUUGAGUUAAUGUGAUGCUGGGAGGGGCGGGGCCUGCGGGGGGCGACGACCUGCUCACCGUCACCGUCGUCAGGGACGAGCACGGAUAUGGAAUGAAGGUCUCAGGUGACAAUCCAGUGUACGUACAGUCGGUGAAGGAGCACGGGGCCGCCUGGCGAGCUGGUCUCCGAGCCGGAGACCGCAUCCUCAGGGUGGACUGCGUGCCCGUUCACAAGUACGCUCACCAGCAGGUCGUCCACAUGAUCAGAGCGAACCCCAGCACGGUGUUGACCGUGCAGCAGAACACGUCCCGUCUGAAGACACCCAUCACAGCUCCCGUGCCGGUUAACUCCGAGAAGCAGCGGCAGUUGGAGGUGUCGAAGGCGCAGACUGUGAGGCUGAUGUUGGAACAGGAACAGAAAUACAUCCGGGACUUGAGAAAUGACCUGCUCAAGGUACCGGAUGUGAGGAAACAGGCCCAGCUGGAGUCCGCGGAGCAGAGGUGCUCCAUACUACAACACGAGAUAGACACCAUCAUGGCCACACAGCCGGACGCCGCGCCGCUUCCCACUACUCCGAAGCUAUCCCGGAAGGACCCCGACCGAGUCAACAGCGGCUUCCUGUCGGCUCUGCCGCGCUCGCUCAGCAAUCUCACGGGACAGAGUCUCAGGAACCUGCGCCAGAAGAAGGACCAGCAGCUCGUGAGGCAGAACUCGGACGACAGACACAACCAUUCCGCGCCCGCCGUGCCCACCACCUGCCUCGACAACACCCCGCCGCCACCGCUCCCGCCACGCAGGCCGACCCCAACUACCCCCACCCCCACCCCCACCACCACCGCCAACAAGCCGGCCAAGUACAAGAAAUAUCCCGCCCAGCCCUACUCCGCGGACAAGUUCCGGAGAUCCUCCCACUCGCUGGACGGGGAGCUGGACGGCCCCGAACCCAACUCGAUAGCCCUACAACUAUACUACCCGCUGGUGAACGCCCCGCCGCCGCCGCUGCUGAACGACAGCCGCGGGUGUGUGCCGGUGCUGCACGUGAGGAGCCAGUCGUCUCCGGAGCACCUGGACCACGAGCCGCGGACGAGCGCCCUGUCUCCGCCCGAUAGUGAGUGUUGGUCGGGCGGCUCUCCCCCGCUGGUGACUCCGCCCCCCGGGACCCCGCCGCCGCCCUAUCAUCACCCCACACAGCCGUGCGCCGACCCUCAGCGAGCCAUCAUAUCCAUGGAGGAAGACGAACCGCCCAGCUCGGAGUCGUGCGCCCCCGGGCCGUUCUCCAGCUUGCAGUCCGUGCUGGAGUCCCGCGCGCGGACCGCCGUCUUACUCAACUGGCUGCUAGCUGAGAGUCGGUGUGCUAGCGCCGCCCUGCUGCUCCUGCUAACGGACGCCUACCGAGCCGCGCCGCCGCCCGUAGCGGCUCUACGACGCUGGGCCUACGAGAUCCACUCCACCUUCCUCAUGCCGGGCGCCGUGCUACAACUCACCGGCGUGGACGAGAACAUGGCCAACGAGAUAGAACACGUGCUGGUUAACGAAUUCGACAAGGAGGAGCUUCUGCGGAACGUGUUCCGUAAAGCGAGGAGACAGGCCAAGGAGCAGCUGGCGAGGCAGCUCAGCGAGUUCCAGGUGAAAAGACAGGUCGGCCUCGCCACGCUCUACGGACCAGACGAUAGAGUGCUGCAGCGCUGCGAACAGGACAAGCAGCAGGAGCUGGCCGUGGUGGAGCGCAUCAUGUGCGGUCGUCUGCGGGCCAUGUCCGCCAACGGGACGUCGUCGGUGGCGGGGGGCGGGGACGCGCAGUCCGCGCUGCUAGCGGCCCUGGUCACCGCCGCGCUGUGUCUACAGUGCAGACCGGCGUCCGUGUUGGCGGCGGCGGGCGGCGCGCGAGCCUCCUUCCUGCAGCGUGAGAAGCCUUACAGACAGAAACUCAAACAGAUCGCCAAACAACAACCGCAACCGUUCGUGGUCCGAGGUCACCACCUCCAACUCCAAGCCCUCACCUCUGUGGCUCACUGUCACCACUGCGACCUCGUCAUCUGGGGUCUCGCUCCGCAGGCCUAUGUCUGUACAGACUGUAAGCUACGCGUGCACCGCUCCUGCGCUCGCUCCGUGGAGGAAGGCUGCUGCCUGGACGGGGAACACUCCAACAACCGCAUCUCCAGGUUCAUGGAGAGGAUACAUCCGCUGCCCGGUCAGGACUCCAGCGAGAAGAAGUCGAGGAAGUCGUCGGGGACGGCGCACUUCCUGAACAUGGAGCGCAGUUUCCGUAAGAUGGAGGACGACCCGCCCUGGGACAGCUCGCUCAACGCCACGCAAACACAAGGUGAUUCCCGGAGAGAGGGCUCCACUGACGAGCCGGUCGCCGGAGAUGUAGACGGAGACGCCAACGACACGCCGCGGGAGAUAGAGAAAGAGAACAAUCUGAAGAGCAGUUCCCGCGGAGUGAACCGCGCGGAGAGCUGCCGCGAGAGAGACGCGCCGCGGAGAGGGAAACACAGGAACGCCUCCGACCCCAACAGGCUGACGGCGCAUCAUCACCAUGACCUGGAACCAGGUGCGGCGACAGCUCCCUCAGGCAGCUCCAGCAGUUCGAGUCUGUCCUCCAGGAGUAAUGAGAGUAACACCGUGGCGGCUGAACAACAAGCUUCGCAGUCGGACUGGUCGGAGGAGGAAGAUCCUCUGGCCGCCCAGUGGUCGGACAGCUUGCCGCCCGCCAUCAGGGACUCGCUGGUACUCUCCGCCAGGAUAAGGAAGAGACAGGAGGUUAUACACGAACUGAUAGUAUCUGAAGGGUCUCACGUGCGGUGGUUGAAGGUUCUGGGGGUGGACUUCCUCAAGCCGCUAGAGCGUCAACCGUCCCUCCUGCCCGCGGAGGAGCUGCGGGCUCUGUUCCCUAACCUGCCCGGGGUCAGAGAGAGACAUACCAAGUUGUACGCGGACCUCAGGGCCGUCAGGAAUGAAGCUCCUAAUCACGUAGUACAAAUAGGACCCGUCGCAGACGCCAUGCUGAAUACUCUGGGCGAGGCGGGGUAUGCUCCGUGUUUGUCCAAGUUCUGUCGAGGUCAACGAAUGGCUCUCGACUCCUUGCGGGAGAGGAGGAGGAAGAACAAGGAGCUGCAAGCGUUCCUCGCGGGGAGGGAGCAGUUGCCGAGGUGUGGCCGCCUGCAGCUCCGGGACCUGUUGGCCUGUGUGUGGCAGAGAUUGACGAAAUACCAACUGUUGCUGGAGAGCAUCCUCAGAACGGCCGUGGAGUGUGACGACGAAGACGGAGACAGUCCGGAAGAAGUGGCGAGACUUAGGAAGGCGCUCACCGUGGCCAAGGACGUGCUGCAGAGUGUCGAUACCGCCAUACGGACCGCAGAGAACGAGCACAGACUGAGGGUGAUCCAGUCCAAGCUGGAGGUGCGCGCGGGGGUGGGCGGCGCGGAGUGCGAGGAGCUGCGGCGCCUGGAGCUACCCCAGCACCGGCUGCUCCACGAGGGCGAGCUGUAUCUGAGGACGGACUCCAAGCGCUCGGCCGUGCUGGCGCUGCUGCUGGCCGACUGCCUGGUGCUGCUGCAACGGGAGGGGGAGCGGUUCCUACUGAAGCCCGUGGCCCAGCCCAGCCACGCCGCUAUGCUGUCGCCGCUCAUCAAGUGGGAGAGAGUCCUGUUUCGUCCGAACGCCGCCGUUAAGAACACGUUCUUCCUCAUGAACAUCAACGGUAUUCAGAUGCACGAGCUGUCCGCCAACACGGCCGCCGAGUACGCCACCUGGGUGAAGUUGAUCCAGGAAGCUCCCCUCGCCCGUCUGGCGGAGUCCAAGCCGAUCGCCUCUCACGGACACUCGCGCUCCACGGACGACUCCGGUAUAAAUGUAUCCCGGAACCCCUCGGACGCCUCGGAGAAGUCGACGUCCAGCGCCCCGCCCAUGUGUGAGAGCGAGAGGGAUGUAUCGCUAGAGCGAGACGACAAGCAUGAGGAGAAGACCAUGGAGACAGAAGACGGAAGCGAGAAGAGAAUGGAGAGGGGAGAUAGAGACGAGAGAGACGUGGAGAGACCCGCCGACCAAGAGGACAGGAACAGCGUGCCGGUGGUGGGCAGUAACUCCAUCCACCUGUUCUCGCCAUCCGCGCUGGAGUCGUCCGCCGCCCUGGUGGUGACGCCGCCCGCACACGCACACCACGCCACCAGGGUCUACUCGCACCACGAGAGACUCCGUCGCCUGGACGAGGUCAUCAGUCGCACGUUGAAGGCGAAGAGUGCCGUGGUGGCCGAGGUGCUCGGGAUCCCGGCACAGAACUACAGGCACCUGGCCGAGCUGGCCGUGGCCGAGACCCUGGGACAAGUCGACAUCUGCGGGGAGCUGCCGGCGCCCAGAGACGCCGAGCCCGGCGCCGACCUUCACACGCUGCUACUGGCCGCCCAGACACAAGCUAACCAGCUGUCGGAGUCUCUGAGCGUCGCCCUGUCUUCGUCCGAGACGGGGCUGGUGUUGGCUCGCUCCGGGCGGUGUGACUCGUGCGUCAGACAUACCAGAGAAGUGUCCCCGGAGCCGGAUCGAGAGGGUCGUGCGUCAUGUCGUGUGUCGUGCCGUGACGACCGUGACUCGCUCGACGACUCCACCGACCACCGCCUGGAACAUCUCAUGGAUGGUUCGAUGUCGGCGGCGGCGCUGGCGACCCGGCUGGUGGGCGGUGUGUGCGGCCUUCAGAGCACCCUGGCUGCCCUGCUGGCUGCUCUGCCGGCCGUCGAGAGGGAUCGCGACCAGCUGCGGGCCGAGCUGGCCGUGCUGCGGGAGAGGAGCGACCGGGAGCGGAGAGAUUACCACCACCCGGCGGAAGACAUAUUCAGCAAGGGCUCCCUGGAGCAGUCCUUCCAGGAGCACCCCAGUAACGGCGGUUGAUGUCUUCGCUGGAUCCUGGUCGGAGCGGCUCCCCGGCGCACGAAACUUACGAAAAUCGCGUUUUUCUCUCAAAAAUCGAUCUAUAUUUUCGAAGUGGUUUCACCCCCGGCCGCCGCCGCCCCGUGCCGCCUCGUGUGCGGUCGUCAGCGCUCCAGAGGCCGCAUGUUUUAUUCCAUACGUAAGGUUAAUGUGAUCGCUCGUCGUAUAAUAAUGUUCCGUUGUGUUGUAAGUGUAAAUAUUCUCGCCGGCCCCGCCUCGCGCGGCGGCGUGUGGACGUGUCCUUGUCUGCUCGGUCCGCAGACUCUUGUUGAAUUAUAUCCGAAUAGGAAAUGUAGAGGUCACAUGCUUUGAUAGUAAUGCAAUCAUGUUGUCGAGUGUGUAGCGGGCGCUGUAUAUAUUGGGAGAUCUGCGGGCCGUGCGCUCCGUGUACAAAGGAGGAGAGUAGGUCGUGAGGGCCCGGGAAGGUCCCUCGCUUGUGUACCUUGCUAAUGCCAUAUUACUGAUGUAUGUACAUACAGACAUAAGCUGUUUAAUUUAUAUGUAGAUACUGCGUCACCUCGGACUCGGCUUUCUGUCUGAAAUUGUAAAUGACUGUAGGAAUUGAUAUAUUAAAUAAAGAGACCGUAUCGUGAGUACGGCCGGCCUGUAAGCUAUGCAUCAUACAUUAAACAGCUUGUACAUUAGGAUUGUAUAAUUAGAUCGUGUAUAGAGAGGAGGCGCGCCGCGUAGCAGCCUUUGAAGAUUAAUGUAACCUUUAAACAAAUCCUCUGUCUCUUGUUACUAUUUAAACUAUUUUUGAUAACCUUUCUGACAAAGUCCUUGACAAACAAUCUGAAUAAUUUAAGAGAAAUCAUUUAUAACCGACUCAUUGAUCCGAGACUUCGACUGGUGGUCGUUUGACCGACUGCUCGUCUCCGCCUGGGAGCCUCUCUUCAUCUACAAUAACAUAACCUAGGUUAGAGUUACACCAAAUGAUGCCAUCCGCGGCUGACCGAUUUUGAUAAAACUAUUGUUAUUUGUAACAUGUACACCGUUCCUCUUUCCGAACUAUUGAUAUUCGUAGGUUCUAUUUAAUGUAAUAUAUUCCUCAAAAUAUAUUUUAUAUAUUGUAUACUAUGCACAGUCACCCGACACUCGCUACAACCGGUUUUCUAUAUAUAAAGUCCCCGUGUCCUGUCCGUAUGCAGCCACGACGCUUUACACGUUAAACAAACAUUGUAACAAAGUGUAGUUAAUAAAUUCGUUAAACUGAA
Messenger RNA from Danaus plexippus (monarch butterfly), 6494 nucleotides. It is a transcript of the gene RhoGEF2, whose product is annotated as rho guanine nucleotide exchange factor 12. Gene Ontology annotation, cellular component: cytoplasm. Bases 391 to 5241 code for a protein of 1616 amino acids. The transcript is spliced from 40 exons. Gene Ontology annotation, molecular function: guanyl-nucleotide exchange factor activity; G protein-coupled receptor binding. The record is from RefSeq and is a predicted model, not a curated record. Lineage: Eukaryota; Metazoa; Arthropoda; Insecta; Lepidoptera; Nymphalidae. Gene Ontology annotation, biological process: G protein-coupled receptor signaling pathway.